This is a messenger RNA of Oncorhynchus nerka (sockeye salmon), 11871 nucleotides long. RefSeq names its product homeobox-containing protein 1-like. Gene Ontology annotation, molecular function: double-stranded telomeric DNA binding. Bases 155 to 1657 code for a protein of 500 amino acids. NCBI's taxonomy places the organism in Eukaryota, Metazoa, Chordata, Actinopteri, Salmoniformes, Salmonidae. Gene Ontology annotation, biological process: positive regulation of DNA-templated transcription. Gene Ontology annotation, cellular component: nucleus. The transcript has 9 exons. The record is from RefSeq and is a predicted model, not a curated record.
CUUGUGGGUUUAAUAACUGUGACAAUAAGCUUGUAAUUGAAAUCUAGCGUUAGCACUCCUGCUACAACCAGGCGGUCGAUGUGUUGUUGCUACUGUUAAUAAGUGGCAUUUCCCCUCCCCACACACACUGUUCAGUGGUGGUAUGCGAUUUUAAAUGGUCAAAUGUACAGAGGCACAUCGAGAUAGAGAGCCAAGGAUGUCUCAUUACACAGACGAGCCUCGCUUCACCAUCGAGCAGAUCGACUUGCUCCAGAGGCUGCGGCGUACGGGCAUGACCAAGCAGGAGAUCCUCCACGCCAUGGACACCCUAGAUCGGCUGGACCGCGAGCACGGGGCCAAGUUUGGACAUCGCACCUCCUACGGGGGAGGAGCGAACAGCUCUGUGUCAGACCCUAAUUACACCACCUCCAACAACACUGCAGCUACCACCUCCUCGUCCAGUAUGACUGUUGAUGAUGAUAAUAAUAAUAAUUCCACCAGUGGGAGCAGUGAGGUAAACAACAUCACCCUGGUCGCUUCCUGCACCAACUCUACCGUCGCACAGACACAGUACCUCUCACCGCGCGGGGGGCUGUCCCCGUCGCCUAGCAACAGCUACGACACCUCCCCACUGCCCUCCGCCGUCCGCCACUCCCCAGUGUCACUGGUCACCAUGGCGCAGAACGGGGGACGGGACAGCCUGGCGGCGACGCCCAAUGGGAAGCUCUCGCCGCCGCGGUACCCGGUGAACAGUGCAGCGGCCGCCAGGGCGUUCGGGUUCGAGGCAACUGAGGAGGAGCUGGAAAUCGAUGACAAGGUGGAGGAGCUCAUGAGGAGAGACGGCAGCAUCGUGAAGGAGGAGAUCAAGUCGUUCCUGGGGAACAGGAGAAUCUCUCAGGCUGUGGUGGCCCAGGUCACAGGAAUCAGUCAGAGCAGGAUCUCUCAUUGGUUGCUUCAACACGGCUCUGACCUCAGUGAACAGAAGAAGAGAGCUUUCUACCACUGGUACCAGCUAGAAAAGACCUCCCCAGGUGCCACUCUAAACAUGCGCCCCGCCCCCAUGGCUAUGGAGGAGAUGGAGUGGAGACAGACCACAACCCAUAUAAGUACCGCCCCAGGAAUCUUCCGGCUACGCAGAGGAAGUCGUUUUACCUGGAGGAAAGAAUGUCUGGCUGUGAUGGAGAGCUACUUCAAUGACAACCAGUACCCUGAUGAAGCCAAGAGAGAGGAGAUCUCUAACGCCUGCAACGCUGUCAUCCAGAAACCAGGGAAGAAGCUAUCGGACCUGGAGAGAGUCAGCUCUCUUAAAGUCUACAACUGGUUUGCCAACCGACGCAAGGAGAUCAAGAGACGAGCUAAUAUUGAAGCCACGAUCCUGGAGAGCCAUUGGAUAGACGUCCAGAGUCCUGGAGGACACUCCAACAGUGACGACAUCGAUGGAGGCGACUACACAGAACAGGCCUGUGACCUGCCUUAUUUCGACAAGAGACCCAUGGCCAGGCCCUUUGGCUUCUACAGGCUGGAGCCCACUUCACCCACACAGGACGAUGGUACUGACCACCAGGAUCCCAUCUCUCUGGCUGUGGAGAUGGCUGCAGUCAACCAUACCAUCCUGGCUCUGUCCCGGACCGGAGGGGUGCCCAGCAACAUCAAGACAGAGGUCCCGGACGAUGACUGAAGAGGUGGUUACUACUGGACAGUGACUGGGAGGAAUGAGUGGAGAGGGAAGGGUAAUAGCCAAGAGAGGAUAGGGUGUGUGUGUUUGUGGUUCAAGGAAUGUGAAGAUGACCAAAUGAAGCUAUCAAACUCCAGCCACCCUCCUUCCCCUUGUUCUCAGCCCUUCCACGGGCCCAGUGAACUGUACCCCUCCUUCCCCUUGUUCUCAGCUCCUCCACGGUCCCAGUGAACUGUACCCCUCCUUCCUCUUGUUCUCAGCCCCUCCACGGUCCCAGUGAACUGUACCCCUCCUUCCUCUUGUUCUCAGCCCCUCCACGGUCCCAGUGAACUGUACCCUCCUUCCCCUUGUUCUCAGCCCCUCCACGGUCCCAGUGAACUGUACCCCUCCUUCCUCUUGUUCUCAGCCCCUCCACGGUCCCAGUGAACUGUACCCUCCUUCCCCUUGUUCUCAGCCCCUCCACGGUCCCAGUGAACUGUACCCCUCCUUCCUCUUGUUCUCAGCCCCUCCACGGUCCCAGUGAACUGUACCCUCCUUCCCCUUGUUCUCAGCCCCUCCACGGUCCCAGUGAACUGUACCCUCCUUCACCUUGUUCUCAGCUCCUCCACGGGCCCAGUGAACUGUACCCCUCCUUCCCCUUGUUCUCAGCUCCUCCACAGUCCCAGUGAACUGUACCCUCCUUCCCCUUGUUCUCAGCCCCUCCACGGUCCCAGUGAACUGUACCCUCCUUCCCCUUGUUCUCAGCCCCUCCACGGUCCCAGUGAACUGUACCCCUCCUUUCCCUUGUUCUCAGCCCCUCCACAGUCCCAGUGAACUGUACCCUCCUUCCCCUUGUUCUCAGCCCCUCCACGGUCCCAGUGAACUGUACCCUCCUUCCCCUUGUUCUCAGCCCCUCCACAGUCCCAGUGAACUGUACCCUGUCUUGUCCUCAUCGGAGUCAAACAGUUGAUUGGUGGAUAAUAAAUGGCUGUUUUUCUCUGGACCUCCACCCCGAUAUGGUGACACUGCCCCUGGGGCCCUGGUCAAACCGUCUUCCCACUCCUCCUCUCUGAGCUCAGACCCACAUACCUCAAUCCUGCUGUACUGUAUAUAUGGUAUCUGUUCUCAUCAGAGACAUAGAAUAGAAGUCUGUUCUAGAAUAGAAGUCUGUUCUAGAAUAGAAGUCUGUUCUAGAAUAGAAGUCUGUUCUAGAAUAGAAGUCUGUUCUAGAAUAGAAGUCUGUUCUAGAAUAGAAGUCUGUUCUAGAAUAGAAGUCUGUUAUAGAAUAGAAGUCUGUUAUAGAAUAGAAGUCUGUUCUAGAAUAGAAGUCUGUUCUAGAAUAGAAGUCUGUUCUAGAAUAGAAGUCUGUUCUAGAAUAGAAGUCUGUUCUAGAAUAGAAGUCUGUUCUAGAAUAGAAGUGUUACCAUUUCUAUGGUUCUCAUACUGACUCAUCGUGUGCUGCCCUGAACCCAUUUCCUUGUGCAAUGCAUUGGUAGCGCAUCAGUGGCCUCUUACUAACACUGCUGGAAGAGAGGGAGGGAUGUAGUUCAUCACCCUGCCAAAGAACAGUCAGUUGACUACUCAUCUGUGGAUUGGACUGUUCUGAUUGGACUAGACUAUUUCCGACUGUUCAAUGUAUCCUGCAGUCUACAGCUUUCAUUCCUACUGGAAUCUUAACGUUUGGUUGGUAAAACAUUGACAUUAUGACUUGUCCCAUGUUCGUUGUGCUCUUUCUAAAUGGAAUGGCCACCAGAAAUACAGAAGUCCAUUUCCUGCAGCGGACGGUUAAGUGCAUGUGUCAGAAAGUGAUCUGAAAGCCAGCAGUACCCCCCCCCCACCUCCCAAGGCCAAAUGAGAGACACAGCUAACUUCUGAUCAGUUUAGCCUUGUAGGCCAGUGGAUAUUAAAGGGACAAUCUGUGAUUUGGUCAAUUUAUUUUCUGACUUAAAUAAUGAUAUACACCCAUUGAUUUUUUUUUUUGUUGACAUAAUAUAAUUUCAAACGGACCUGAGAGCAGUGUUACAUAGAUGGUGAAUCUAAUAUUUUUUUAAGGGUUACAUUUGAUCAAAAGUACAUUAACUAACGGCGGGUGAGUUUCCUGGAAGUUUGUCUUUUCGUCCUUUGGACGGCAACGUGUGAAUGAUGACGUCGACAGACGGUACAAAGCUUUGGGGUAACUCGACCUCAUCGAAGGACGUAACAUAUCAUAUGAAAUGGAUGAGCACCACUUCCUAAACUACUGAUCAGGCCCUACACCCAAACAAGGGCACUGCGUUCAUCCACCUCUGGCCUGCUCGCCUCCCUACCACUGAGGAAGUACAGUUCCCGCGCAGCCCAGUCAAAACUGUUCGCUGCUCUGGCCCCCCAAUGGUGGAACAAACUCCCUCACGACGCCAGGACAGCGGAGUCAAUCACCACCUUCCGGAGACACCUGAAACCCCACCUCUUUCAGGAAUACCUAGGAUAGGAUAAAGUAAUCCUUCUCACCCCCCCCCCCCCCCCCCUUAAAAGAUUUAGAUGCACUAUUGUAAAGUGGCUGUUCCACUGGAUGUCUUAAGGUGAACGCACCAAUUUGUAAGUCGCUCUGGAUAAGAGCGUCUGCUAAAUGACUUAAAUGUAAUGUAAAUGUACUGUCUGGAGGGAAAUAAUAAUUUCCCCCCUCAGGGGGCCGCACUGGAAGUAGAUUUCCUCGCUGUCAAAAUUCGCAAAAAGAUAGUCCUCUAACCAUCGUUUCUGGAAUUUGUGAUACUCCCUGACUGUCCAGCUUUAAGUUCAGUGAUUUAAUAGUGAGCUGGACACAGUCAAGGAACUGUGUAAAUGUAGGUCUAUUAGCGUUUGUAUGUGACAGCCCUGCUUUAAGGGGGGAGUGGAUAUCAGCAGACACUCUGCCCCCCGUGGACUGAGACCCCCCUGGUAGACGGUGUAUAUACAGUUCUUUCAGAUCCAUUCAUUUGUCCACAUUUUGUUACAUUGGACUUAUUCUAAAAUGGAUGAAAUUGUUUUUAUUCCCCUCAUCAAUCUACACACAAUAUCCUGUAAUGACAAAGCAAAAAAUAUAUUUUUAUUAACGUUUUGUUUGCAAAUGUAUUACAAAUAAACUCGCAUUUACGUAAGUAUUCAGACCCUUUACUCAGUACUUUGAUGAAGCACCUUUGGUAGCGAUCACAGCCUCUAGACUUCUUGGGUAUGACGCUACAAGCUUGGCACACCUGUAUUUGGGAACUUUCUUCCAUUCUUCUCUGCAGAUCCUCUCAAGACAUUCAGAGACUUGUCCCGAAGCCACUCCUGCAUUGUCUUGGCUGUGUGCUUAGGGUUGUUGCUGCUGCCACCAUCAUGCUUCACCGUAGGGACGGUGCCAGGUUUCCUCCAGACGUGACACUUGGCAUUCAGGCUGAAGACUUCAAUCUUGGUUUCAUCAGACCAGAGAAUCUUGUUUCUCAUGGUCUGAGAGUCUUUAGGUUCCUUUUGGAAAACUCCAGCUGGACUGUCAGGUGCCUUUUACUGAGGAGUGGCUUCCGUCUGGCCACUCUACCAUAAAGGCCUGAUUUGGUGGGGUGCUGCAGAGAUGGUUGUCCUUCUGGAAGGUUCUCCCAUCUCCACAGAGGAACUCUGGAGCUCUGUCAGAGUGACCAUCGGGUUCUUUGUCACCUCCCUGAUCAAGGCCCUUCUUCCCCGAUUGCUCAGUUUGGCCGGCGGCCAGCGCUAAGAAGGGUCUUGGUGGUUCCAAAACUUCUUCCAUUUAAGAAUGAUGGAGGCCACUAUGUUCAUGGAGACCUUCAAUGCUGCAGAAAUAUUUCAGUACCUUCCCCAGAUCUGUGCCUCGACACAAUCCUGUCUCUGAGCUCUACGGACAAUUCCUUCGACCUCAUGGCUUGCUUUUGCUCUGACAUGCACUGUCAACUGUGUGACCUUAUAUAGACAGGUGUGUGCCUUUCCAAAUCAUGUCCAAUCAAUUGAAUUUACCACAGGUGGACUCCAAUCAAGUUGUAGAAACAUCUCAAAGAUGAUCAAUGGAAACAAGAUGAGGUCAAUUUCGAGUCUCGUAGCAAAGGGUCUGAAUACUUAUGUAAAUAAGGUAUGUCUAAACCUGUUGUGAUGUCAUUAUGGGGUUUUGUGAUGUCAUAAUGGGAUUUUGUGAUGUCAUUAUGGGGUUUUGUAAGGAGAGAACUAUUUAAUCCAUUUCAGAAUAAGGCUGUAAUGUAACAAAAUGAGGGAAAAGUCAAGGGGUCUGAAUACUUUCUGAAUGCAAAGUAUCUAUUGGGCAGAGAAGCACGGUGUGUUAGUCUUUCCAUGAAAAUGUAUGGCUAUAGUUUAGACUCCGACAUUGACAGGAAAUAAGUAUUGAUAACAUGUAAAAAUCUCUUUAAAAGUCUCUUUAAAAGUUGUUCAAAGCUCAAGUCAUGUCCAAGUUCCUAUUGUCCUCAACUCUGCUCUCUUUCAAACUACACUGUAUAUACAAAUACUUGAAUACUUUCAGAAGGCACUGUAGACAUAACGUCUCCGUACUUACUCUGUGAUGUACAGGGCCUUCAGAAAGCACUGUAGACACAACGUCUCCGUACUUAAUCUGUGAUGUACAGGACCUUCAGAAAGCACUGUAGACACAACGUCUCCGUAUACUACUUACUCUGUGAUGUACAGGGCCUUCAGAAAGCACUGUAGACACAACGUCUCCGUAUACUACUUACUCUGUGAUGUACAGGGCCUUCAGAAAGCACUGUAGACACAACGUCUCCGUACUUACUCUGUGAUGUACAGGACCUUCAGAAAGCACUGUAGACACAACGUCUCCGUACUUACUCUGUGAUGUACAGGGCCUUCAGAAAGCACUGUAGACACAACGUCUCCGUACUUACUCUGUGAUGUACAGGGCCUUCAGAAAGCACUGUAGACACAACGUCUCCGUACUUACUCUGUGAUGUACAGGGCCUUCAGAAAGCACUGUAGACACAACGUCUCCGUACUUACUCUGUGAUGUACAGGGCCUUCAGAAGGCACUGUAGACACAACGUCUUCGUAUACUACUUACUCUGUGAUGUACAGGACCUUCAGAAAGCACUGUAGACACAACGUCUCCGUAUACUACUUACUCUGUGAUGUACAGGGCCUUCAGAAAGCACUGUAGACACAACGUCUCCGUACUUACUCUGUGAUGUACAGGGCCUUCAGAAAGCACUGUAGACACAACGUCUCCGUACUUACUCUGUGAUGUACAGGGCCUUCAGAAAGUUUUCUGAUCUCUUGACUUAUUCCACAUUUUGUUAAGUUACAGCCUUAUUCAAAAAAAUGUAUGAAAUAUCUUAUUUUUUUCCCAUCCAAUAACGACAAAGUGAAAACAUGUUUUUAUGAAUGUUUGCACAUUUGAUUGAAAAUUAAAUACUGAAAUAUCUAAUUUACAUAAGUAUUCACACCCCUUUAGUCAAUACUUUGUAGAAGCUCCUUUGGAAGUGAUUUCAGCUGUAUAUUUUUUAUUUUACCUUUAUUUAACAUGGCAAGUCAGUUAAGAACAAAUUCUUAUUUUCAAUGACGGCCUAGGACCAGGGGCGGAACGACAUAUUUGUACCUCAGCUCGGGGAUUACAGCUGUGACUUCUGGGUAAGUCGCUAAGAGAUUUCCACACCUGGAUUGUGCAAUAUGGGCACAUUAUUAUAUUCAAAAUUCUUCACGCUCUGUCAAGUUGGUUGUUGAUCAGUGCUAAAACAGCCAUGUUCAGGUCUUGCCAUAGAUUUUCAAAUCAGAUUCAAGUCAAAACUGUUACUCGGGCCACUCGGGAACAUUCGCUGUCUUCUUGACAAGCAACUCUAGUUUAGAUUUGGCCUUGUGUUUUGUUAUUGUCCUGCUGAAAGGUGAAUUAUUCUCCCAGUGUCUGUUGGAAAGCAGACAGAACCAGGUUUUCCUUUAGGAUUUUUGCCUGAGACAUUUUUUGUUUUAUCCUGAAAAACUCCCCAGUGUUCAACGAUUACAAGGAUACCCAUAACAUGAUGUAGACACUACUAUACUUGAAAAUAUGGAGUGUGAUACUCGGUAAUGUGUUGGAUUUGCCCCAAAUCCAACACUUUGUAUUCAGGACAAAAAGUGACUUGCUUUGCCACAUUUUUUUUUGAAGUAUUACUUUAGUGCCUUGUUGCAAACAGGAUAGGAUGUAUGUUUAGGAAUAUUUUUAUUCUGUACAGGCUUCCUCCUUUUCACUCUUUUCAAUUAGGUUAGUAUUGGAGUAACUACGUUGUUGAUUCAUCCUCAGUUUCCUCCUAUCACAGCCAUUCAACUAACAGUUUUAAAGUAGCCAGUGGCGUCAUGGUGAAAUCACUGAGCGAUGUCCUUCCUCUCCGGCAACUGAGUUGGGAAGGAAGCCUGUAUCUUUGUAGUGACUGGGUGUAUUGAUACACCAUCCAAAGUGUAAUUCAUAAUUUCACCAUGCUCAAAGAGAUAUUCAAUGUCUGCUUUUAUUAAUUUGACCAAUCUACCAACGGUUGCCCUUCUUUGCGAGUCACUUGAAAACCUCCCUGGUCUUUGUGGGUUGAAAUUCACUGCUCGACUGAGGGACCUUACAGAUCAUUUGUACGUGUUGGGGUACAGAGAUGACAGACAUCAAACGUCAUAUUUACAGAGUGAGUCCAUGCAGCUGAUGUGACUUAAGCACAUUUUUACUCCUGAACUUUAGGCUUGCCGUACCAAAGGAGUUGAAAACUUGACAUUUCAUUUAUUUAUUUAUUAAUUUGUACAAAUUUCGAAAAAACACAAUUCCACUUUGACAUUAUGGGGUAUUGUGUGUAGGCUAGUGACACAACAUAUCAAUUUAAUCCAUUUUAAAAUCAAAGGCUAGUGACAAAUCUCUAAUUAAUUUUGGGCUAUAACAAUAAAAAGGUGGAAAAAAGUCAAGGGGUGUGAACACUUUUAUGAAGGUACUGCAUUUGCUUUUUAAAAGACAGUUUGACCCUUCACACACUUCUGAGUCUAGCGGAGUGGAGCUAAGCAUUCUUGUUGGAACCAUGCUGGACAGGACAAUGUCAAAGGGAAAUAUCUCAUCUAGUGUAGUGUGUAUUUAUCGGACUGGUAUUAUUUCAUUCUGCUUCUUCAGAGGAUCUCGUCUUGCCCUAACCCUGCGCUGGGUUCACUGUUCUCCACUAAAGAAACAGGUUCAAGAAGAGAGAAAAAAAAAGGCAAAUGUAUUUAUAUUAUUUCUCUUUUUUUUAUAUUCUUAGUACAAUUACUGUAUGUUGGGAAAUUACGCUUUUAUUGUGAAAUCAAUCAAAUUUCAAAUGUAUUUAUAUAGCCCUUCUUACAUCAGCUGAUAUCUCAAAGUGCUGUACAGAAACCCAGCCUAAAUGCCCAAACAGCAAGCAAUGCAGGUGUAGAAGCACAGUGGCUAGGAGAAACCUAGAGAGGAACCAGGCUCUGAGGGGUGGCCAGUGCUUUUCUGGCUGUGCCGGGUGGAGAUUAUAACAGAACAUGGCCAAGAUGUUCAAAUUUAACCAGCAGGGUCAAAUAAUAAUAAUCACACUGGUUGUCCAGGGUGACACAGGUCAGCACUUCAGGAGUAAAUGUCAGUUGGCUUUUCAUAGCCGAUCAUUAAGAGUAUCUCUACCACUCCUGCUGUCUCUAGAGAGUUGAAAACAGCAGUUCUGGGACAGGUAGAACGUCCGGUGAACAGGUCAGGGUUCCAUAGCCGCAGGCAGAUCAGUUGAAACUGGAGCAGCAGCACGGCCAGGUGGACUGGGGACAGCAAGAAGUCAUCAUGCCAGGUAGUCCUGAGGCAUGGUCCUAGGGCUCAGGUCUGGAGCAGCAGCACGGCCAGGUGGACUGGGGACAGCAAGAAGUCAUCAUGCCAGGUAGUCCUGAGGCAUGGUCCUAGGGCUCAGGUCCUCCGAGAGAGAGAGAAUUGGAGAGAGCAUGGAGGGUCCUUACCAUAGCACAGCUUUUGAUGAUCCUUGGUUGGGGUCUGAGCAGAUUAUUUGUUACGAUUGCAAACGUAAUAAAAUGGUGGUCCGAUAGUCCAGGAUUAUGAGGAAAAACAUUAAGAUCCACAACAUUUAUUCCACGGGACAAAACUCGGUCCAGAGUAUGACUGUGACAGUGAGUGGGUCCAGAGACAUGUUGGACAAAACCCACUGAGUUGAUGAUGGCUCCGAAAGCCUUUUGGAGUGAGUCUGAACUUUCCCAUGUGAAUAUUAAAGUUACCAAAAAUGUGAAUAUUAUCUGCCAUGACUACAAGGUCUGAUAGGAACUCAGUGAGGAAUGCUGUAUAUGGCCCAGGAGGCCUGUUUAACAGUAGAUAUAAAAAGUGAUUAAGUUGGCCGCAUAGAUUUCAUAACUAGAAGCUCAAAAGACAAAAACACCGGGGGGGGGGGGGUUUGUAAGUUGAAAUUUGCUAUCGUAAAUGUUAGCAACACCUCCGCCUUUGCGGGAUGCAUGGGGGAUCAAUGCUUAUUAUUUUGUUUUCAUUUUGUUUAAGUCGUUUUUCUUAUUCCACUGUUGUGUGUAUCCCCUUAUGAAGACCAAUCUCACACAUGGAGACGACAAGAUACUGUAUUGUGUAAUAGCAAAGCAGUCCUCUAUUGCAGGUGAACUGUCCUUUUUAUUAAGGCUACUCUCCUGUAGUAGAACCUCCCAACCUGAAGGCGGUGCUGUGGUGGUACAGGUCCUGGAUGCUAGAAUGUUCCGGCUUUCAAGUUAAUGGGGAUUCAAUUUCAGGUCAAGGCCAAAUAGGUAUCCUGUACAAAAUGUAAAUUAGAAUAAAAAUGGUUGUCCAAUCACACAACUCAUAAUAGUAAGUCGGACACGUGAAAGUAACCUCUGCUUCCUCUCCUUGUCCUCCCAUGUGUUUAGCCAAGUGCAAGGGGGUCAGAGGCGGACUGGCAAUAGAGCGAUUCAGGCCAAUGCCAGAUGGGCUAGUCCGUCUUUAGCCCAGGUGGCCUGGCUAAAUUGGGGUACAUCGUAGAAUAAUCAUAAUGGGUGCUAAAGCAAAAAUAUUUACCUGUGUGGGAGCUUCAAGGAAUUAAUGGGCCAGUGUGUUAAAUGCCAGGGCUGAAUGCUGGUCCCAGUCCGCCCCUGAAGGGGGGGUGUUUGUCAGAGUCCAGGUUCAGACUUAUAUCUACAGUUCCCGCCAUGUCUCCUGUCACCAGUAAAUAGAAUCAACUACAUUUAAAUUAAAACGGUUAAUAUAGCUCUCUGAAAUGACAAGUCCAAGACUGAAUGCCGUUUUUUUCAGUCGUUCUCCAAUAGUCUUCUGAAUUACUGUUUUGGCCGUUAAAGAAUUUUGUGCCUUUUUUGUUUCUGUAUUUUUUGGGGGGACCGACUGUUCUGUAAUUAAAAUGUAGUGUAUGAAGUUUUUUCUACUGUUUGUUGGAAUUUGUGUGUACACAGUUGAAGUCAGAAGUUUACAUACACCUGAGCCAAAUACAUUUAAGCUCAGUUUUUCACAAUUCCUGAAAUGUAAUCCUAGUCAAAGUUCCCUGUUUUAAGUCAGUUAGGAUCACCACUUUAUUUUAAGAAUGUGACAUGUCAGAAUAAUAGUAGAGAGAAUGAUUGAUUAUUAUUUCAGCUUUUAUUUAUUUCAUCACAUUCCCACUGGGUCAGAAGUUUACAUACACUCAAUUAGUAUUUGGUAGUAUUGCCUUUAAGUUGUUUAACUUGGGUCAAAUGUUUUGGGUAGCCUUCCACAAGCUUCCCACAAUAACUUGGAAGAAUUUUGUCUCAUUCCUCCUGACAGAGCUGGUGUAACUGAGUCAGGUUUGUAGGCCUCCUGACAGAGCUGGUGUAACUGAGUCAGGUUUGUAGGCCUCCUGACAGAGCUGGUGUAACUGAGUCAGGUUUGUAGGCCUCCUGACAGAGCUGGUGUAACUGAGUCAGGUUUGUAGGCCUCCUGACAGAGCUGGUGUAACUGAAUCAGGUUUGUAGGCCUCCUGGCAGAGCUGGUGUAACUGAGUCAGGUUUGUAAGCCUCGUUGCUGUCAGAAGCUUCUAAAGACACAACAUUUUCUGGAAUAUUCCAAGCUGUUUAAAGGCACCGUCAACCUCUGACCCACUGGAAUUGUGAUACAGUGAAAUAAUCUGUAAACAACUGUUGGAAAAAUUACUUGUCAUGCACAAAGUAGAUGUCCUAACUAUAGUUAACAAGAAAUUUGUGGAGUGGAGUGGUUGAAAAACGAGUUUUAAUGACUCCAACCUAAAUGUAUGUAAACUACCGACUUCAACUGUAUGUACACACACACACACAAUAAUAAAAUUAUAUCAAUGCGA